UUUGCAGGGCAGCCUGUAUGAUCAGUCGGCCCACUAGAGGGAUAACAUGAGGAGCGUGGUUCUGUGGGCUCUGUUGGGCCUGAUGUGUCACAGCACACUGGUCAGCAGCCACGCACUGGGACGGGCCUCUUCUACCAGUGACCUUGGUCAACUCAAGUCGUUGUUGCAGCGUUUUGAGGAGACUCUGGCCGAGGCAGUGCAGGAAGAAGACGCUCCAGACGCAGAUUAUGAAGGAACAAACCAACAGUCGGAGCGCAGCCAGGCCAACCAGGGAUGGGGCUUGGACCGGGAAGUUGAUGAAGAUCUGUUGAAAUCAGAAAGACCUCCACCUCAGGCAGAAGGUCGAGGCAGGCCUCUGAGUCAGAGGAGCCGUCUGCAGGACCUGCUGAUGAGCAGGAGGAUGACCUCCAGCUGCUUCGGAGCCAGAAUGGAUCGGAUUGGGAAUGCUAGUGGUCUGGGAUGUAACAGCGGAAGAGGUGAGAUCUGGAAUAUUAAAGACAGGAAUUAUAUCAUUAAUUACAUAAAGGGUGGAUCAAAUUAG
Cynoglossus semilaevis (tongue sole) is the source of this 541-nucleotide messenger RNA. RefSeq names its product natriuretic peptide A (gene nppa). Gene Ontology annotation, biological process: neuropeptide signaling pathway; negative regulation of systemic arterial blood pressure; receptor guanylyl cyclase signaling pathway. Gene Ontology annotation, cellular component: cytoplasm; extracellular region. Bases 47 to 541 code for a protein of 164 amino acids. The record is from RefSeq and is a predicted model, not a curated record. The transcript is spliced from 2 exons. NCBI's taxonomy places the organism in Eukaryota, Metazoa, Chordata, Actinopteri, Pleuronectiformes, Cynoglossidae. Gene Ontology annotation, molecular function: hormone receptor binding; hormone activity.